AAAAUCAGUUCAAGGGCAAUCUGACAAAAUACAAAAGGGGCGUAACAAGAUGUGCAUUCUUACAGCGCGUAGCAGUUUCAGCCAAGUCAUUUUACCAUGGCUGGCAGAGAAAGACCACAGAGGCCACAGAGUCCUGACUCAAAACCUAAAGAACUCAAACUAGCACCUUCAGGGAGAUGUACAACCUUUAAAAAUGAGAAGCAGAAUGAAACUGCAAAGACAUCAAAAAGACUGGAUCAGCAAAAGAAAAACCACACUGAAGAUAAGCCAUCGGUGCCAAUGGCUGGGAAAACAAAAAACAAAGAGGAGAUUCACAACCAGCUAGUGAUGCCUGAAGAAAAUAUAAAAGCAAAAACCUGCUCUACUAGGAGAAAAUUACAGGACAACCCUCCAGGGGAUAUGCAGAACACUCAACAAGACACGCCACCAGAGAUACAAAAGAGUUUGAAAAAGACAUCUCCCAAAGCCAAUGGUAAAGCUAAAUUACAAGGUCAGAACAAGGACCCAACCGAACUAGAACAACUUCCAGAGAAGACUGCAACACAAACUAAAACACCUGCUGCUAUGAAAGCCAAGAAAUGUAACGACAAAGUCCUGCAGAAGAGAACAGAGGCACUAUUAGUUAAGACUUACAAUUCCUCAAAAGACAGGACAGAUGACGACGUGGAUUGUACUCUUAAGAAGAUUCUAGAAAACUUGAAGAUUAGGAGUAAGGAACGAUCAGAUUCAUCGCAAGUCAUCAAUUAUUUUAUGAAGCAUCUGAUCGAGUAUUUAAAAGACCAUUCUAUACGUUUUAAAAAUGUUAAGGAACCCCUUCGCACUGGAAGUUAUUAUGAAAAUCUGAAGAUUUCUAAUCCUGAUGAGUUUGAUGUCAUGCUGCCCAUACCGGUUGAGCGAGUUAAUAUCGAGCCUUUCGACGACAAUGGAGCCUUCUACAGUGUGGUAUUGAAACGUGAUCCAACUGGUGAUGAGAACCCUUUGAAGAAAUUCCAGCAAGACAACAUUUUGUCUAGUUAUGAAAUGCUUAAAGAGUUCCGGAAGGAAGUGAAAAAAUUUGCAAAAGUCUUUCCAGAAUGGGAGAUGACGGCAAAGAAACCACGCUGCCCUGCAGUGACUCUGACAAGAAAAGUAGAGUCAGUCAUCAUUUCUCUAGAUGUUGUGCUCUGUCUUGAAGUUAAAUCAACCUGGCCAACUUUCACCAAAGAUGGUUUUAAAAUUGAGGGGUGGCUUGGAACUAAAGCAAAACGGAACUACAAAUGGAAGCCAUAUUACCUUGUCCCAAAAUAUGAAGGAAGGGGGGAUGCAGAAAAAGGUGGAGUCCUUGCAAAAAAUGUUUGGCGGGUUUCCUUUUCUCACAUUGAAAAGGACAUUAUGAAGAAUCAUGGAUCAGAGAGAACGUGCUGUGAAAAGGCUGGAGAGAGCUGCUGCAGGAAAAACUGCUUAAAGCUCCUCAAGCAUCUUCUGCAUCUACUGAAAGAACAAGACUCUUCCUUUGUCAAGUUCUGCUCCUACCACGUCAAGACUAUGCUCUUACAUGCCUGCUGCUCCAGAACCAAAGAUGGUGAAUGGAGGGCUUCAGAUCUGAGUCACUGCUUCGAGGUCCUUCUGAAGGACUUUGAAAGCCACCUGAGAACUGGUGAACUCUGCAACUUUUUCAUUCCCAAACAGAAUCUGCUCUCUGGGGUUGGAAAGAACCAAUGUAUUAAACUUGCUGACUCUAUCAAGGAGCAAUGUGAUAAGGGUUUUCCUGUGUUUAGGAAAGAUCUUUGCAACACAUAAGUGAAUUUAAUCUCUUCUGCCAAAACUAGGUUUGAAUUGAAUCCCAGGUAGAAACUGGGGAUCUAAAACAAGUGUUAACUCAUGAAAAAGCUUAAUCAUAUUUGCCAAAUUCAGUACCCACAAAGGCUUAGUUUUUCAAUCAACGUAUAUAUUACAAAAAUUGGCUUUUUAUUACUGACACUUUUAUACUUACAAUUAUCAGUUGAUAUUAUGCAGUAAAUACAGUUGUAGCGACAUGAAUGGCCUCAUUUGUGACCCAAAGGUCACACUUCCUCAGCUAGGUCGAGCUGUCCUGGCUGUACUUUUAUUCACAGAUUAUCCAUCACAGGAGACACAAAGUCUGCUGUAAACCAUCUUUAAUCUGACUGCCUUUUAUCUGAUUCUGUUCCAUCCGCAAGAUGAAGGACACGUCAAGAUAAAAAAAAAAUCAUUUUAAAUAAAAUCUUUUCACUGUCUAUUACAAGGUUCAUAAAUAAUCAUCACGGUUCAUUAUAAAUGUAUUUAAUUACUGAAAUGAAUUCUUAUUCUUUGGUUAAUAAUAAUUAUUAUUUAUGAUAAUCAGCAAUGUUUGAUCAGUGACAAUAAGGUCAUGUGCACUUAUACACAUCAUGCAGGACACAUACAUCAGGGUUAAAGGUAACUGCUCUCACAUGUCUUUGCUCCAUAACAAAGCAUUCUAUCUCUGAGAGGGCGUGUCCUGAGGUUUGCUAAAACCUAAACUCCUCAGUUCAAGUUCAGUUCUUGAGCUCACCAAAAUCUCUCCGUGGCACGAGAGUCCCAGAGGAUCGGGUCAGCCAUUCGACCUCUACUAAGCUGUUCUGUCGCGCUGAUUGAAUUGCUCCGACAAAACGCCAUCUGCAACCAGCUGACGCAAAACUCCUUCAGAGUUAUUGAUUUUUGAGACGCAACCAGUUUCAUCAGUCAUUGUGACCCAGAGACAUCUCAGGACCGAUUUGGUCGCACUAAGGUUCUUCUACCCACCUCGUGAUUGGGGGUUCAUCAUCCCACCUGACAUCUCGGAUCCAAAAGGGGGUCUCCUAACUGGGUGAGGUAGACACUUCCGACAGAUUGUGUCCAUAUGCCUGUUUCUUUAAGAAAUAACUUAGCUCAGCUGCAAAACAAACUCUUUCACCCAGAAUGCGUUUUCUCUCUGAUAGAAACCUUCUGAGAUCCCAUUCACACAUCCUAACACACACAUUUCAUUUUAGUUUUCAUCCAGACACAGGUUGCUUCAAUACCAAGUUUAAUAUCAAAGCUUUUAAACUGUCUUUUAAAUUGUCAUCUUUAGAUUGUCAGGUUUAAAAAGUUAAGAAUUUAUUACUGACUCUUCUUUGAAAUGAAACACAGCGUGGUGAAUAUUUGGUCAUUGAACGAGCAAAGAUUUGUUUAAAUCUUCUGAAUUAAAAAUAAACUUUUGCUAUUAAUUAAAUCUCUUAAAUUAAAUAUUAAUCUCUGGAUUAAAUAUAGACCAAGCCAAUUGGUGUAUGAACUUCUAUCGAUUUUAUAAAUAUGUAAAUAUAAGUUCAUAGGCCAAAUUAUUAGAUCUUUCUCAGGAUUUAGCAAAGCUGCAUAGCAAACAGCGAUAAAUUCUAGUUAUGUAGAUUUACUUCGCUACACAGUAAAUAUUUUUUAGAUUUAUAUUUUUUUGUGUGACUUCAUUUAAAUAUUUGAAGUAUGUUCAGAGCUUUAACUUGUGCUCAGGCCUUUUAUAUUUUUAAUACUCGAUAAUAAAAAUGUGACUGGGCUUUAAUCAGUGUUGGGCAGAAUAAUUUGUAAACAUAUUUAGUUACAGAAUACUGAAUACCUGCUUUAAAUGUAUUUUGUAAUGUAUUCCAUUACUUUGCUUAAUCCUGGAACUGUAUUCUAAAUACUUGGAAUACUUCUCCUUAAAAAAAUCUGCAUUUAAGUCUACUAAAUAUCACAAUGUGUGUUGGUAGCUACUCCCGCAGGAAAACAGAAGGCAUGUUUAUGCUAAACAAUAUGAACUGACUGGGAAAAUAAAACAAUUUAAUUAUUUUUGUUACUUCAUUUAUCAAAGUGUCAACCGAUUCAGUAUCUGUAAUGAAGUGACAAAGUGGUUGAACAUAGCACAGCAUUACUGUCUAACACCAUACAGGCACUGGUAAAUAAAGCACUAAGAAAGCAAAUUAGAUAACAUCCCUUUCCUAACAUCCGGAAGGAGCGCAGGUUUUGCUAUCCUGCAGAAAAUGUUGACAACAGUUAUUUAGAAAGCACAUAAGGGUCACCAAAAAUGUUUCUAGGUUGUUCGUUAGGUACUUUUAGGAUUUUAAAAGUCAAGGAGGAGGUCUGAAAAGCUAUUCGAAAAAGUGACAAAGUUGCAAUGUUGGCAACACUGUGGGAGGAAUGCUUGAUUUGCAGCUGGGAGCAGCACAAGAGGAAGGAGCAAAGAAUAAUCCACUUGCUUUGUUUAUAUAAUCAUUCGAAACUCAAAUUGUAAUUGUGAUUAAAAUUCAAUUAAUUGAGCAACCCCAAGUCUGAGUAUGAAGUGAAAUGUAUCGCUGCUGCAUUUGGAUGCACUGAGGAGCAUUUGCUCACAGCCAGAGGUCACAAGAUCCAUUUUUCUUGUCACUUUGGUAAAAAAAUUUUUUACUGAAAAGCACACAGUAAAAAUUCAAAGUGCAUUUAGUGCCAAUCACAGCCUUAGGUCAUCUGUUAAAAAUGCCCAAGUCUAUACUUGUGAGAGCACCAUGUAAGUACCUGUGUGUGUACAUGCACCUGACAGAUACAGUCACACACUCCCUCCCUCCCUCAUGCUCUCACAUAAACACAUACAACCUAAAGACACAGAAAAAUGUACAUCAUACACCCCCUACUGACUCUGGUCCCGAUACUGCUGCAACGAGGGCACAACUGUUCCGCGACCCCAAAGCUAACCCCGUUCUACUGGUUAUGAUGGGCAGGCAUCCCGGCCCAACGCAGAGCAAAGCAACCCACCACCCCAGACGCCAACCAGAUGGCCAGCUCCCACUUCUAGCCUCUAGCCCUGAGCAGCCAAACAGGAACAGAGGUGUGAUGAGCCCACUAGUCUCCCUUCACCUGCUCCAAUGUGGUGUUGAUGCAUGUUGUUACACUGCAGGCAUCGUCUGGCUUACACCAG
Molecule: messenger RNA, 4897 nt
Organism: Nothobranchius furzeri (turquoise killifish)
Lineage: Eukaryota; Metazoa; Chordata; Actinopteri; Cyprinodontiformes; Nothobranchiidae
Gene: cgasa
Product: cyclic GMP-AMP synthase a
Biological process (GO): paracrine signaling; positive regulation of defense response to virus by host; activation of innate immune response
Cellular component (GO): nucleus; cytosol; site of double-strand break
Molecular function (GO): 2',3'-cyclic GMP-AMP synthase activity; chromatin binding; double-stranded DNA binding
Source: RefSeq, a predicted model, not a curated record